Messenger RNA from Charadrius vociferus (killdeer), 2865 nucleotides. Its product is annotated as schlafen family member 11-like. NCBI's taxonomy places the organism in Eukaryota, Metazoa, Chordata, Aves, Charadriiformes, Charadriidae. The transcript is spliced from 4 exons. The record is from RefSeq and is a predicted model, not a curated record. The coding region runs from base 1 to 2865 and encodes 954 amino acids.
AUGGCCGGACAUGGAGGGCAGCUGCGGAUUAUUUUGAAAACGAACUAUGCUGAUACGGUGGUAGAUAUUGGGAAAAUAGCUUUAGGGGAGGGGUCCAGGAAGAAGACCUCUGACAAUAAGAAAAGGGAACAAAAGAAGCUUUCUAUAGCAGUGUGUGCAUUGCUGAAUUCGGGAGGAGGAGUGGUGAGGAUGGAGAGCGAAGACAGUGAUUACUGCUUUGGGAAGCACAGCCUUGGUCUGGACAUAGAGCAGGUCCUCAGGGCGUGCAUCGGCUGCACCGAGACCAGCAAAUACUUCACGUGGAUGCAGCAGCAGAGUCACCUGCUGCUUUUUGUUAAGACGUGGAGCUGUGGAGGUCCAGAGGAGAAAAGCCCAGCCACAAAGCCGCGUAUCUGUAGCUUGAGCACUGGGUUGUCCUGUAGGUCUAUCACUUCGGUUGUCACCAUGACUUCGAGCGAGGCUGCUGAAUUUCUGAGGGAAAAGGAAAGCUGUGCCAAGCGCCAUGAUGAGAACAGGCCAAGGGCUAAGAAAGCUCUGCUAAAUUUUGAUGGGGGAUCAAAGGAGACCCCCCUGAGCAUUGAGGAGCGCAACAUCCAAGAUGCCGCUGCCAGGUUUUUAGAGAGAGACAGACUGAUGGUUGGGGAGGUCCUGGAUUUCACAGAAACAACACAUAUUGAAUUUAAGAACUUCUCUACAAAGAAUAUCUUGGAAUACAUUGGAAGAACCCUUCCAAAAUACGUCUCUGCCUUUGCAAAUACUCAGGGUGGUUAUUUAUUUUUUGGAGUGGAUGACGAGAGCCAUAAAGUUGUUGGAAGCCAUAGUGAAGUGGAGAAAGAAGCUUUAGAAAAAACAGUAGCUAAAACCAUGGGCUCGAUGCUGGUCCAUCACUUCUGCGGCUCUCAGGCUGGCGUGCAGUUUAAGACUUACGUCCUGAGCGUCUGUGAUGAAGCAGAAGGUCUGCAGGGCUACGUAUGCGCUGUGCGAGUUGAACCUUUCUGCUGUGCUGUUUUCCAUGACAACCCCGAUUCCUGGAUGGUGACAAAUGACACGAUCGAAAGACUGAGCGUCAAGAAAUGGGUGGAGUUCAUGACAGACGCAGACCCAGAUAUUUCAGAUCUGGCUGAUAAAUUUGAGAACGAGCUCAGUUUGUCAAACAGUCCUCCUCUUACCAGGCCAGUUUAUUCAAAAGCUGGUCUCCACUGUGUGUCUGAACUCCAAAAAUGCCUCUACCCAGUGGGUUCUAAUGAAAUCAAAUGGAAGCCAGAAACCAUCUGCACUGACGUGUUCUCAGAGUAUCCUGGAUUAGAGGAUUUAAUGAAAAAACAAAUCCAUCCACUUAACAAGGGGGUACUGAUAUUUUCAAGGAGUUGGGCUGUUGACAUUGGAUUGCCAAAAAAACAGGAUGUUGUGUGUGAUGUUCUCUUAGUAGCUGAAAACGCAUAUCCGGUAUUGUAUACUGUAGUCAAGGACGCCUCUUCUGCUGAGUAUGAAAACUCGAGAGAAACGGCUUACACAUUAAAGCAGAAACUAGUCAAUGUUGGGGGAUAUGCCUCAAAAGUGUGUGUGAUUCCACAAAUACUGCACCUGAAUGGCACAAAGAACCAGAUGGAAGUUGCAGGGUGUGGCGUUCCCCAGCAAGAAAACCAAGAAAACCCGUGUGGUUAUGCCAGCUUGUACCCAGAAAAUUACAUCCUCACCUCCAGGGACAUCCCCGCCUUCCUGCGUGCGCUUGUGAUUGUUGUGCUGGGCUUUAAGUCCUACUUAAGUGACCAUCUUGGCUGUGAGAUUUUCAACCUUCUUACUCUCAAACAGUAUGAGCUGCUCUCCAAGAACCUGCACAAAGUCAAGGAGCAGUUUGUCCUUGGUCUUCCUGGAACAGGGAAAACAAUCGUGGCUUUGAAGAUCAUCGAGAGAAUAAGAAACAUUUUUCAAUGUUCUGCAGAAGAGAUACUCUACAUUUGUGAAAAUCAACCCUUGAAGGAGUUUGUGGGAAAUGAGAUCUGCUGGUCUGUGACACGUGUGGCCUUCUUAAAGGGGAAAUUCCCACAAGUGAAACACAUUGUGGUUGAUGAAGCUCAGAAUUUUCGUCCUGAAGAAGGAAACUGGUACGCACAGGCCUGGGAGUUAGUCAAGAAAAAAGGUGGCAUUUUCUGGGUCUUCCUGGAUUUCUUCCAGUCUACUCACCCGUUCGGUUGUGGUCUUAACUUUUCAGAACUAUAUCCUCAGGAAUGGUUGACUGAAGUGGUCCGUAAUGCCAGGGAAAUAUGCAACGUCAUGUUUGAUCUCAUGGAGGAAAUCCUCCAAGAACGUAACACAGAUAUGCCCUAUAAGAUGCUGGAAGACUUGUUUAAAGAGGCUAAAUGUGCCCAUUCUUUGCAAGGUGACUACAUAAAAAAAAUAAAUAUGGGAACAUCUGAAAUGGUAAAGUAUGUGACCACGCAGUGCAGCAGGUACAUCCGGCAAGGCUACCCCAUCAAAGAUAUUGCAAUCCUGUGCAGUACACAGCAUGCAGCCCAGGGCUUCCACCAAAUAUUGGAAUCAGAGCUAAGGAGACAAAUAAGCAAGUGUAGGGUGAGGUUAGCCUUGGGGUCAGCAGAGGAUGUGUCAGAAAAUGUCAUUGUUCUUGACAGCAUCCGACGCUUCUCAGGCCUAGAAAGGAGGAUUGUGUUUGGCAUUCACCCUGUCCCUGCACAAGAGGAGAUUUCUCUCAAUCUUUUGCUCUGCGUGGCAUCCAGAGCCAACACCAAGCUCCAUUUGCUGUAUCACAAAGACAAAAUGUUCUUAAGAGACACAUAUUUAAAUGACAGUUUACUCUUACCGAGGGCUAGGGACAGCAGAAUGCUUUGCUCAUAUUUUGUUCAGUGA